Heteronotia binoei (common prickly gecko) is the source of this 3170-nucleotide messenger RNA. It is a transcript of the gene HGS, whose product is annotated as hepatocyte growth factor-regulated tyrosine kinase substrate. Gene Ontology annotation, molecular function: metal ion binding; ubiquitin binding; phosphatidylinositol binding. Lineage: Eukaryota; Metazoa; Chordata; Lepidosauria; Squamata; Gekkonidae. The coding region runs from base 122 to 2416 and encodes 764 amino acids. The record is from RefSeq and is a predicted model, not a curated record. The transcript has 21 exons.
ACGUGGAAACCCGCCUCCCUGCUAAGCGGAAGCCGGAAGUAGGGCCUAGGCUGCGGAAACGGAUCCGAAGCGAAACAUCAAUCUGCGGUCUGUCCAGUCUGGUUUUGAGAAGAGGAGCACAAUGGGGCGAGGCGGAGGAACUUUCGAGCGGCUUCUAGAUAAAGCUACUAGUCAGCUUCUGCUGGAGACAGACUGGGAGUCCAUCCUGCAGAUCUGUGAUAUGAUUCGCCAGGGCGACACUCAGGCUAAAUAUGCUGUGGGUGCAGUAAAGAAGAAGGUCAAUGACAAGAAUCCUCAUGUGGCUCUGUAUGCACUAGAGGUUUUGGAAUCUGUGGUAAAGAACUGUGGUCAGACGGUCCACGAUGAAGUGGCUAACAAACAGACCAUGGAGGAACUGAAGGAAUUGCUAAAGAAACAAGUUGAGGCCAAUGUUCGUAAUAAAAUCCUCUACCUGAUCCAAGCCUGGGCUCAUGCCUUCCGCAAUGAGCCCAAGUACAAGGUGGUACAAGACACCUAUCAAAUCAUGAAGGUGGAAGGUCAUGUUUUCCCAGAAUUCAAGGAGAGCGAUGCAAUGUUUGCAGCAGAAAGGGCUCCAGACUGGGUGGAUGCAGAGGAGUGUCACCGGUGCCGAGUCCAGUUUGGAGUGGUGACUCGCAAGCAUCACUGCCGGGCGUGUGGGCAGAUCUUUUGUGGAAAGUGCUCAUCCAAGUACUCUACCAUUCCCAAGUUUGGCAUAGAGAAGGAGGUGCGGGUGUGUGAGCCCUGCUACGAGCAUCUCAACAAAAAAACAGAAGGGAAAGGAACUGGCACCACAGAGCUCCCCCCUGAGUACUUGACCAGCCCUCUUUCCCAGCAGUCUCAGCUGCCCCCAAAGCGUGAUGAAACAGCACUGCAGGAGGAGGAGGAACUCCAGCUGGCAAUUGCACUAUCCCAGUCAGAAGCAGAGGAGAAGGAGAGGAUGAGGCAGAAAACUACAUUUUCCACAUACCCUAAGGCUGAGCCAACCCCUGUCACUUCAUCUGCUCCUCCGGUCAAUACCCUGUAUUCCUCACCUGUGAAUUCCUCUGCACCUCUGGCUGAGGACAUUGAUCCAGAGUUGGCUCGUUACCUGAACCGCAAUUACUGGGAAAAGAAGCAGGAGGAAGUCCGCAAGAGCCCCACUCCAUCAGCCCCGCUGUCCAUGGGAGAACCAGCUGCCCAGACCACAGAGAUCCAAACUGCUCCAAUCACUGUGGUGGAACAGCAAUAUCAAAAUGGUGAGACGGAUGAGAGCCACGAGCAGUUUCUUAAGGCCCUCCAGAAUGCUGUCACCACCUUUGUCAACCGCAUGAAAAGCAACCACCUGCGGGGCCGGAGCAUCACCAACGACUCGGCAGUGCUCUCGCUCUUUCAGUCCAUCAACAGCAUGCAUCCCCAGCUCCUGGAGCUGCUCAACCAGCUGGAUGAGCGUCGCUUGUACUAUGAGGGACUUCAGGAUAAACUUGCUCAGAUCCGGGAUGCACGGGGAGCCCUGAACGCUCUGCGGGAGGAGCACAGAGAGAAGCUGCGCCGUGCUGCUGAAGAGGCGGAGCGUCAGCGGCAGAUUCAGCUCGCCCAGAAGCUGGAGAUCAUGCGGCAGAAGAAACAGGAAUACCUGGAGAUGCAACGGCAGCUGGCCAUCCAGCGCCUUCAGGAGCAAGAAAAGGAGCGCCAGUUACGGCUGGAGCAACAAAAGCAAACAAUCCAGAUGAGGGCACAGAUGCCUGCUUUCUCUCUGCCUUAUGCUCAGCUCCAGGCCAUGCCUGCUGCUGGCGGGGUGAUCUACCAGCCAUCGGGCCCCACCAGCUUCCCAGGCACUUUCAGCCCCGCAGGCUCCGUGGAAGGGUCUCCUAUGCACACAGUGUACAUGAGCCAGCCAGCCCAGGGCAACACCGGCCCCUACACUGCCAUGCCUGUGGCAGGAACAGAUCCCAACAUGGUGAACACCUACAUGUACCCAGCAGGCACUAAUAGUGCUCAAACAGCUGCACAGGGGCAGGCUGUGCCCACCACUAAUCCUGCCUAUUCCUCUUACCAGCCUACACCAACGCAGGGCGUGCAGAAUGCAGCUGCCCCCUCACAGACCCAGGCUAUCCCUGCCAUGACACAGGCUCCACAGUCUGGGGGCACAAUUGGUUACAUGGGCAGUCAGUCUGUCUCUAUGGGCUACCAGCCCUACAACAUGCAGAACCUCAUGUCAACCCUCCCUGGUCAGGAUCCCGCUUUGAGUAGUCUGCCACCCCAGCAGCCUUACCUAUCAGGACAGCAGCCCAUGUAUCAGCAGAUGGCACCCCCAGGAGGACCUCCCCAGCAGCAGCCCCCUCCCCAGCAGACUCCAGCCCAGGUGCAACAGGCACAGGGGGGCAGCGGAGAGGCUCAGCUAAUUUCCUUUGACUAAUCUCUCAUCUUAAAAGGAGAGGGAGGGGUGGGUUUCUAAGACAUUGAACACUACUAUCUCUUGGUCACUGCUGUAUUUGCGACACCGUGGCUGUUACCCUGCACCAUCCCCUUAGGGGAAUGGAGAACUGAGCCUCUGUUGUUAGGUAGUCUCCCACCGGCUACCUACUCCCCCCCCCCCUUUCUCCCUCCAUCCCUGUCUGAAAUGCUAUUUAAGAGCCUUCUUGGCAGGGCAGAAGCUAGGGCUAGCGGUAUUCAAAUUUCGUUUGAGCUUCUCUUUGGCUGGGAAGCGAUGGUGACCCCUAGCUUCGCUGGAGCUGGGUAGCAGACCAGAGAGCUUUUAAGCCACUCACUCCUGUGUGCACUACUACGGAGCAAGAGACCUUCCAUCUCUUCUGGAAUUACAGCAUUUAAGCAUGCUCCAAAGCCUAAGUAAAUGGGGUCCAACUUGCAGCAUGGCCCGAGUCCGCAUCUCUCCCCCACCCUCUUACUGCCCUGUAUGGUUGUAUCCUGCCAAUCAAGUGGCCUUCACUCUAACUAUCCCUUCCCACCCCACACACACACUUGGAACCCUUCACGUUUCCCAUAAUACUUUUAACAACCAAUUCAGCCUCCUCCAGGACCAUUAUUUCUUCUGUUCCCUGUGUUCUCUCCCAAGCCCUUCUCGACCCUCUCCGCUUUUGAAGACUCGUCUCUCGUAUUUAGUGCUGCCAUAGACAGAAUGGAAUCAGUGACAAUAAAGUAUUUAAAACCUU